This is a messenger RNA of Anopheles moucheti, 1094 nucleotides long. Its product is annotated as farnesol dehydrogenase-like. Gene Ontology annotation, molecular function: oxidoreductase activity. The transcript has 2 exons. NCBI's taxonomy places the organism in Eukaryota, Metazoa, Arthropoda, Insecta, Diptera, Culicidae. The record is from RefSeq and is a predicted model, not a curated record. Bases 233 to 970 code for a protein of 245 amino acids.
GCGGGUCGGGUCCGUUUCGGGCAGUUUGGACGGCAGCCCUCGUCCCAUGUAGUUUCGGUAAUCUGCAAGUCAUCCGAAAUCGCGAAUGAUGAUAUAGUCUAGUCAAAAAGCGUAUCGCCCAACGAUCGUCCAUUCAGUCGCGCGUUUACCAUCCCCACUGAGGUGUGAACUCAAACCGGUAGACCGGCUACUAUUAGUGAGUGUAUCGCGUUAAACUCGCACCGAAAAAGCAAUGAAUCGUUGGAUCGGUAAGGUAGCCGUCGUAACCGGGGCCAGCUCCGGCAUCGGAGCAGCCAUUGCAAAGGAUCUCGCCAAAGCCGGCAUGGUUACGAUCGGAUUGGCCCGGCGCGUUGAACGUGUGGAGCAGCUAAAGCAGGACGUACCGAAGGAAGCGGCCGCACGGCUCCAUGCGAUGAGGUGCGACGUUUCGGUCGAAACCGACAUCGAGCGAACGUUCCAGCGCAUACGGGAUACGCACGGUGGUGUGGACGUGCUGGUGAACAAUGCCGGCAUUCUGCGGUCGAACAAUCUGCUCGAUGUGGGCACCACGGCCGAUCUGCGGGCCGUACUGGACACAAACGUAACCGGGCUGGUGCUGUGCAGCCAGUGGGCUUAUCAGUCGAUGGUGGAGCGUAAAGUCGAUGGACAUAUCGUGCACAUCAACAGCGUUGCCGGGCACGGGGUGCCAAACUUCCCGAAGCUGAACAUCUACCCCGGUACGAAGCACGCCGUUACGGCCAUCACAGAGGUAAUGCGCCAGGAGAUGCGAGCGGCCGAAUCGAAGGUCAAAGUGACGAGUAUUAGCCCGGGAGGUGUGCGGACAGAAAUUUUCGAUGGCUACCCCAUCCCGGAUGAAAUGGUACUGCUCCAAUCGGAAGAUAUCUCCCAAGCCGUACUGUACGUGAUCGGGACGCCGCCCCAUGUGCAGGUGCACGAACUCACCAUCAAACCGAUGGGGGAGCUAUUCUAAGCAAAGCGACGCUGUUCAAAAUUCAAAAGAGCUCCCACGCUCCCUCGAUUGUGUGUGAUAAGGAAGCUGUUAACUCAAAUUUUGUGCACACAAGGCCACACACGGAGGUGGAAAAAUAAAGUAG